CGGGCGCUGGGAGUUUUACCGGCCAAUCGCACGUCUCUUCCGCCUCCCUUGCGGCCCCGCCCCUGGAGCGGGCGCGCUCACAGCCGCGGCUGCGCGGGGAUUUUGCGCUCCAGGGAUAACGGAGGGAGAGGUCAACCAAGAUUUCAUUUUCAAGAUGGAAAGCUCUUCAGACUCCACAGUGAUUUUACCUAGCACUCCACGGGCCUGUGCCAACCCACCAUCUCCCCGUACAAGUAGUUCAAGAAAACAACCUAUGAGUGCAACACUUAGAGAACGGUUAAGGAAAACUAGAUCUUCAUUUAAUUCCUAUUACAGUGUGGUAAAACGUCUUAAAAUAGACAGUGACGAAAAUGAUCAGACCUUUUCAGAGAAACCAGCAUCUUCAACAAAAGAAAACUGUUUGGAAUUUCAAGAAAAUUUUAAACACAUAGACAGUGAAUUUGAAGAAAGUACGUGUCUGAAAAAUACCUUCAAGAAUAUCGGUACAAAUGAAUCUAAAUCACUUGAUGCUGAGUCUUGCAGUGGUCUCAGUAAUGACUGUAUGAAUGAGAGUCUUCCCAAACAAGGAUUAAAUGAAGAAAAAGCAAAAUUGGUGAAGCAGAUUCAAGAGAAAGAAGACCUUCUUCGGAGGCUAAAACUAGUCAAAAUGUAUAGAUCAAAGAAUGAUCUGUCUCAGUUACAGUUGUUAAUAAAGAAGUGGAGAAGCUGUAGCCAACUGUUGCUUUGUGAAUUGCAGUCAGCUAUGUCUGAGAACAAGAAACUCAGCCUUACUCAGUUGAUAGACCACUAUGGGUUAGAUGAUAAGUUGCUACUCUAUAACAGAAAUGAAGAAGAAUUUAUAGGUGUUUAAUCAAUAUGUUUUUCUCUAGAAUAUCUUUGAGAAUGACAACUGAAAAGAUACUUAUACAUUUGAAAGGGAAAAUAUAAACCAUUAGGGCUUAUAAAAAGAUAUCUUGAUGAACAUUGAUUUAGGGCACUCUGUUAUGUAAAUAUAAACUAAGUUCUAAAAUGAAGAUUUACUAUUAAAAAAAUAUCAUGUUUUAAAAACUAGGCAGUUUUGGAAAUCACUUGUAAUACACUGUUUUGUUUAUCGUGGUAAAAAAAAAAAAAAAGUUUUAAUGUUAAAAAAACAGUCCAAUAUGGUAAAUGUCUAAACCUAAACUGUUCAAAAAAUGCUUGCCUCUGUCCUAAGUUUAUGAACCUUGUUUCCAUCCAUUUACCACAUAUUUCCAUCUAGAUGGUCAAGCAGGUAAUUAAACUUACAUGUCCAAAAUUAUA
Pteropus alecto (black flying fox) is the source of this 1278-nucleotide messenger RNA. It is a transcript of the gene SFR1, whose product is annotated as SWI5 dependent homologous recombination repair protein 1. Gene Ontology annotation, biological process: positive regulation of DNA-templated transcription; double-strand break repair via homologous recombination. The transcript is spliced from 4 exons. The coding region runs from base 155 to 850 and encodes 231 amino acids. NCBI's taxonomy places the organism in Eukaryota, Metazoa, Chordata, Mammalia, Chiroptera, Pteropodidae. The record is from RefSeq and is a predicted model, not a curated record. Gene Ontology annotation, cellular component: Swi5-Sfr1 complex.